CCCUUCUAGCCCAUGAAAGUGGAGACGAAUAAAAUAUAUUUACUUUCUGGUGGGUCAGUUUAAAGAAAAAUUAGGUCUGGGGCUUACCUGUGCCGCCUUUCCGCAGGUGGAGAGGCGGGGCGUGUACUCACUGGCAGCACCUGUGUUCUCCUUUUGCUCAUUAGCGAGAACGAGAUGUGCGCCAAAAUGGACCAAAAUAAAAUGCCAAUGAAAAGAAACAAAAGCUUUCUCAGAAGUGAUUGUUUUUCCAGUUGCUCUGGCAUUUUGGUCACUUCUGGGGCUAAUCCUCUGCGAGGAAUGUUUCAAGAAGCCUUGACACGAACCAUCAGAUACCUGAAGCUUUCUGUUAAGAGCCAUUUCCCUUAAAGUUGUGUGUCUUGACAGCUCCAUUCCUUUUUAAAAAUCCUAUUCGUUUACACACAGGUUAGCAUUUGGCAAGGGUACAUGUCUUAGGAGGUGUGUAGCAGGAGCUGUAGAUUCUUGUUGCUCGCUUUUUCUUAGGUUGCAUCAGUAUUUGGCAACGUGAUUGGUAUACCUAUUUCCUAGUAAAUAAACGAUGGUUAGAAUGAACGUAACUGCUAAUAAAAGUUUAAAACGGAGGUACUCUUCCUGGGAUAAAGUAUGGUAUAAAAAUACCUUAGAUGAAGUAAUACAUGAGUACUGCCCUGCUGUAUCCUAUUUUUAAAUAAUUUGCCUUCAAGAAUAGCAAAUGUGUAUUACUGGUAUAGUUUUCAGACAAUAUCCUUCCAACAUCAGCAAAUGAAGUCAACUGUAAUACUACUAUUCAGAUGAUCAGCAAAUAACACGCUGUUAAAAGUUCUUUCUCCCACCCUAUUCAUGAUAAACGCUGAGACAUUAUGCAGUCCAUCUAAAUCAAAUGUUUAAAAAUGUCCAAUUAAGUUUUUUCUUCUUUCAUAUUUAAAAAAAGAAAAACUCUUAAUUUUUCAGGUUCAGAUACUUUGUGACCCUAUUUGAUGGCUUGUAACUGGCUCCAAUUCCCUAAUUCUCAGUGACAUGUGUUUCUGCUGGUUCCAGGAGGUAAACUGCAGUUUAGCAGAUCAUGGGAUAAUGAGAUUGGGAGUGCUUGGGGGAAGGCUGGGGAGAAGCAAUGAGAUGAGACAAAGGGAGGGAAGGUUGAUAGGCAAGAGCCAGGAUUUAUAGCUACACUAGAUUCUUCAUAAAGGCUGUUAACAGUGGUUGCUUCUGUUUGAUACAUUUCCCUACAUCAUCAUCAAUUCAACUUAUUUUUAGAAUCAGUCUUCCAAAUAUAAGGAGAGAAUUAUAGAAAUAGAAUAUGAUAAGGGUGCUUUAAUAUACUAGGAAAACUCUACCUGUAUAUAUGUAUAUGUAUAUUUACACACACUCACAUAUAUAUAUAUAUAUAUAUAUAUUUGUCACAUAUAUAAUGGCAAAUCUAAAUUUCUGCCCUCAACAAACUAAGGGUUGUGAGUUCUGAAAUAAUUCUAAUCCUGUGUCAGGUUUUCAGGGUAAAGAUACCAGCUGUAGUACUGUUAAGAAGAGCACUUAAUUGCCAAGGAAUCAGAUGUCUAGAUUCAGGAAUAAAUGCUUAAACUUUGAUUUAACCCUGAACAUUGUUUUUGAGCAUUUUAGAUAAAGAGUCUAAAUAUAUGGUAAGAAGCAUUGUGUGCACCAUCUUUUUACCUUUUUAUAAGAUAGUUUUGGCCCUAAAACCUGCAGUCUUGGCAAGUGCAGUUCUGAAUUGGAGAGGAACAGAAACAUUGUAAUUCUCAGUUUUCUUAGAUGAAGAUAAGGUGAGUGAUUCAGUGGUCCUUUGUUCUAGCUCUGUGUUUCAUGACAUAAUAAACCUCCAGCAGCUCCCUUCUAAGAAUAGUGUUGGUCUGCAUGCUUGAAGGAUCAUGACUGUUAUUUCUCUGAAUGGAAAAAAAAGAAAUGGGAUUAUGAUAGAUGGAUACAAGAAUACAGCAGAACAUUUAAACAUUUUAACUUUUUGAGCUGGAAUAAUUUCUAGACAUUUUUCCUGGGUUUAGACUAUUGAAAUCUAUUACAUCUGUGACAAACCUGGCAUAAUAUUGACCAAGGUUGGCAAAUGUUUUCCUCUGACCAUAUUCCUAGGACACAGAAGCUUAGGAAGACUAGCUUCCUUUCAUUCCUCACCUCAUGAGUCUACUAACAAUUCAAAGCUCAGAGAAGCUGGCCGAAGAGCAUCCCUAUUUGGUUAUUGCUCUUUGUUUCAGAAAAUCAGACUCAGCUGUGAAUGGUGGCCCAAGUGGUGCAGAACUCAUUACUUUGAACAAUGCCUCCUCCGCCUGGGAAGCAUGUUCUCUCUCCUCACUAGGAGGGGCUUAUCCCCGGCCGGCUUUGCUCACAAGGAAAAUCAUUUAGACACACUUCAGUGGACAUUCGCUCACAUCUCUUUGACAUCCAUGACCAUUUUUGUUUAAGGAGAAAUCCAGGACUGCUAUGGCAGAGUGUGCCGAAUUAGAAGUGCAUUUUAGGAAGCCCGUGAAGAAGUUUACACAGCUUUGUGUUAUUGUCCUCGACGUUUCUGUCUUCAGAGUGAAAGAGGGCAUGGAGGACCCAGAAGGGACACCUAAGAAAACUUUCAUAGCAAAGUUAAAAAAAAAAAAAUCUUGCCAAGUCUGCAUUUUGGAUGCACUCAACUAAAUGCUUGUGCCUCAUUAUCGUCAGGAAAUGAGAGGGCAGAAAAACACGCCUACUAUGCUUAUUGUAUAAAUCAGGAAACCAGGACCUAAGGCUGCUAAAUGAUUUUCUUCAAGCCACACAGCUAAUAAAUGAAAAAUCUGGGAUGAAAUUAUUCUGAUUUCUAACGAUCCUAUUUGCAGAAAAUCUAGGGAGGGCAGAUGUGAAAUUCUUGUUCUAGACUUUGGUAUUCAUGACUAUAUGAAAUUACUAUACUUGUAGUUAUAAAAUGGUCAAACAUCAGCAAUGUUUUAUGACUUAAUCCAGUUUCAUUGAGUGGAAUUGACAGUGGGCACCUUCUGACUGGAUACUUGGUUAUAAGCAUGUGUGCAUCAUGAGAAUGUAUAUGGGUCACAUGCAUAAAUGCAAAAGAGAUUCUUUUCAGUGUGUAUUUUGGCCUGAGAAUUCUGCCACGAUUAGGAUUUAACACAAGAGAGAACUACAACAGCCUUUGUGGUUAUUGUCCACUAAAUAUCUUAAACAAGGGGCUCUGGAAGAAAAGGAGGAAAUGAUCAGUAAUAUAUUACUGCCAUGUGCCUGGGCAUUUACUUUAGGUCACUUUAACACAUAAUAAUCAAGAGAAUUGCAGGAAUUAUUAUCCCAUGUUAUUGAUGAGGCUUGAAGAUUAGUUUCUUGCCCAAGAUUUAGGUGAGUAUGGAGUAGUCUUGGAAUUGAACCCAGGUGUGUCUGCCUCCCUGCUCUAUCUCAUCCUGUUGCUACUCAAAAAGCAAGGCCAAAUCUAUGAAAAAUACUCAAGUUUUGUUUUCAAAUGCACCAUGUCAUCCAAAAUACAGAUAUUCAGAAGUUUUUCUGGUGAGCGGAGAAGCUGCAUUCCCUUUAUGGAGUUUAUGAGGCUGUAAAUUCAGGCCUGGUUCCAGAAAAACAUUCAAGACUUUGUUUAUAAACUGUGUUGGCUAUUUGUUUAGAAGUGAGUGGUGUUUAGAUUCUCUUCUGCGAAUGCUUUUCCAGAUCAAAGUGUCCCACUUACCACUUGGAGGUUGUUGUCAAAUUGUGGCAUCCCAGGACUUAGAUAUUGAUGUUUAUCUCAUGUAAACGUUGCUCACUGAUUUUUUUUUUUUUUUUUUGAAACAACGACUUACUGCUGGAUAGAAUCAGAUAGUGUCUUUCUGUAAUAUUCUUCAAAUUGGAGACCUGAAUUGCCUUGACCAGUUGCUGAAAAUUUCUAAGCUUAGGCCGCUGGAGAUUUGGUGCUCCUAGAUCUAGUCUGGCUGUGGUGUUGAGAUUCUACCGAGCCGAUUUCAGAUUUGCAGUAUUUUUGAGCUGGUUGACCCAUGAAGAAACUAAAGCUCAGGAACGUCCAUAUUCACACAGCUGAGUUGGGAUUCGAACCUUGGCAUUGCCAGCAAACUUUAUUAGUGACCUUAUUAGCACACCAUACCUUAAAAGUACACGUCUCUCCUUGGCCUUCUUUUUUCUCUGUGUCUCUGACUCCAGGAGAGAAGAAAACGUUGAGGGUUUCAGAAGAUUGGAUACCAGACUCCACUUUGGAAUUCAGACAAGCCUUGCUUUAGGCAACACAUAGGACCCUGGAGCUCUCAGAGUUUCCCUGUUCAUGAGGUUUUUUUUUCUGUCUUAAACUCUACCAGCAGCCCCUUUUCUUUGUGGCUGGUUCUUCUGAAUUUAGCAAGGGACUUAAAAACCUGUCCAGCCAUUCAGAUGCCCAUAAAUUAGCUAUUAAAUUGCCACUGGAAGGCAGAAAGCUCUAGUUUGGUGCUAUCACAUCUAAGUUACUGAUUAACUGAUCUAAGGCAAUCAUGGACUCUCUUUCAUCUGCCUUCACUUCCUUGUUGUUAAUCUAUAAGAACCAAACAUUUGAAUUCAGCUUCCCACUUCCCUCUUCUCUCCCUCUUCAAUUUAAUUGAAAGAGCCUCUGGACCUUGAAACAGGUCUCCAUGGCGUUUUAGCAGAACCUGUGCAAAACUACCCCUGGUGGGAACUUUGAAGAUCUACAUGGUUGUUUUUCAGGGGUAAGAAUCCUGGACCAGAAGUUAAGGCAAUUGGGUUUUGAUGCUGUGCCAGAAAUCUUCUGACAAUGAGUUACUGGAACUUGGAGAAAAGGAACUGUGUGCAGUACCGCAGGCACUUUCUGGUGGACAACAGUCUGUUUCAUGUUGAAAGAUGCAUGAGUGUGAUGCAGUCCGGGACUCAGAUGAUCAAACUGAAACGGGGGACCAAAGGGCUUGUCAGGCUCUUUUACCUGGAUGAACACCGGACCCGCCUCCGAUGGAGACCCUCUAGGAAGAGUGAGAAGGCAAAAAUACUUAUUGACUCCAUUUACAAAGUCACCGAGGGUCGCCAGUCUGAAAUAUUCCACAGACAGGCCGAGGGGAACUUUGAUCCCAGCUGCUGCUUCACCAUCUACCAUGGCAACCACAUGGAGUCCCUGGAUCUCAUCACCUCCAACCCUGAGGAGGCUCGCACCUGGAUCACAGGUCUCAAGUACCUGAUGGCUGGCAUCAGUGAUGAAGAUUCCCUGGCUAAAAGGCAGAGGACCCACAACCAGUGGGUGAAGCAGACCUUUGAGGAAGCUGAUAAGAAUGGUGAUGGCUUACUGAACAUUGAAGAGAUACACCAACUGAUGCAUAAACUAAAUGUCAAUCUGCCCCGAAGGAAAGUCAGACAAAUGUUUCAGGAAGCUGAUACAGAUGAGAAUCAAGGAACUUUGACAUUUGAGGAGUUCUGUGUUUUUUACAAAAUGAUGUCAUUGAGACGGGACCUUUAUUUGCUGCUUUUGAGCUACAGUGACAAGAAAGAUCACCUAACUGUGGAAGAAUUGGCUCAGUUUUUGAAGGUGGAGCAAAAGAUGACUAAUGUGACAACAGACUAUUGUAUUGAUGUCAUAAGGAAAUUUGAAGUUUCAGAAGAAAAUAAGGCGAAAAAUGUCCUUGGCAUAGAAGGCUUCACGAAUUUCAUGCGUAGUCCUGCUUGCGACAUAUUUAAUCCAGUGCAUCACGAAGUGUACCAGGACAUGGAUCAGCCCCUGUGCAACUACUACAUUGCUUCCUCUCACAACACGUACCUGACUGGGGACCAGCUCCUAUCUCAGUCCAAAGUGGACAUGUAUGCGCGGGUGCUACAAGAGGGCUGUCGCUGUGUGGAAGUUGACUGUUGGGAUGGCCCAGACGGAGAGCCAGUAGUACACCAUGGUUAUACACUCACCUCGAAAAUCCUCUUCAGGGAUGUCGUGGAGACCAUCAACAAGCAUGCCUUCGUGAAGAACGAGUUCCCGGUCAUACUGUCCAUUGAGAAUCACUGCAGUGUCCAGCAGCAGAGGAAGAUUGCUCAGUACCUGAAAGGAAUAUUUCAAGACAAACUUGACCUGUCAUCUGUAGACACAGGAGAAACCAAGCAGCUUCCAAGUCCUCAAAGUCUGAAAGGCAAAAUCCUCGUGAAGGGCAAGAAGUUGCCUUAUCACCUUGGAGAUGAUGCAGAGGAAGGGGAAGUUUCUGAUGAAGACAGUGCAGAUGAAAUUGAAGAUGAAUGCAAGUUCAAACUCCAUUAUAAUAAUGGGACCACUGAGCAUCAGGUGGAGUCUUUCAUAAGGAAAAAACUGGAGUCACUGUUAAAAGAAUCUCAAAUUCGAGACAAGGAAGAUCCUGAUAGUUUCACAGUGAGGGCACUACUGAAGGCCACGCAUGAAGGCUUAAAUGCACACCUGAAGCAGCAUCCAGAUGUGAAGGAAAGUGGAAAGAAAGCACAUGGACGAUCCCUCAUGACCAACUUUGGAAGACAUAAGCAGAAAACAACAAAAUCACGGUCUAAGUCUUACAGUACUGAUGAUGAAGAGGACACACAGCAGAAUCCUGGAAAGGAGAUCGGCCAGCUGUACCGGUUGGGUCGCCGAAGGAAAACCAUGAAGCUCUGUCGAGAGCUCUCUGAUUUGGUUGUGUACACAAACUCCGUGGCAGCCCAGGACAUUGUGGAUGAUGGAACCACAGGAAAUGUGUUAUCCUUCAGUGAAACAAGAGCACAUCAGGUGGUUCAGCAGAAAUCAGAGCAGUUCAUGAUUUAUAACCAAAAGCAGCUCACAAGGAUUUAUCCCUCCGCCUACCGCAUUGAUUCCAGCAAUUUCAAUCCUCUGCCCUAUUGGAACGCAGGUUGCCAGCUAGUGGCACUGAACUACCAGUCUGAAGGGCGAAUGAUGCAGUUAAAUCGAGCCAAAUUCAAGACAAAUGGCAAUUGUGGCUACGUCCUGAAACCCCAGCAGAUGUGCAAAGGUACUUUCAACCCUUUCUCUGGUGAUCCACUUCCUGCAAACCCCAAAAAGCAGCUCAUCCUGAAAGUGAUCAGUGGACAACAACUCCCCAAACCACCAGACUCCAUGUUUGGAGACCGGGGUGAGAUCAUUGAUCCUUUUGUUGAAGUUGAAAUUAUCGGAUUGCCAGUAGAUUGCUGUAAAGAUCAAACUCGUGUGGUAGAUGACAAUGGCUUUAACCCUGUGUGGGAAGAAACCCUGACAUUUACAGUACACAUGCCAGAAAUAGCUUUGGUUCGUUUCCUUGUGUGGGAUCAUGAUCCGAUUGGACGAGACUUUGUUGGGCAAAGAACUGUGACCUUCAGUAGCUUAGUGCCUGGCUACCGGCAUGUCUAUUUGGAAGGACUGACAGAAGCAUCCAUAUUUGUCCACAUAACAAUCAAUGAAAUCUAUGGAAAGUGGAGCCCUUUAAUACUCAACCCCAGUUAUACUAUAUUGCACUUUCUAGGAGCUACAAAGAACAGACAGCUCCAAGGCCUGAAGGGGCUGUUCAAUAAGAAUCCCAGGCACAGUUCUUCAGAAAACAAUUCCCAUUACGUUCGGAAGCGAUCUAUUGGAGAUAGGAUUCUGCGGCGCACAGCCAGUGCUCCAGCCAAAGGCAGAAAAAAGAGCAAAAUGGGCUUCCAGGAAAUGAUAGAGAUAAAGGAUUCUGUGUCUGAUGCUGCAAGAGAUCAAGAUGGAGUCCUGCGAAGGACCACACGGAGUUUGCAAGCACGCCCUGUGUCUAUGCCUGUUGACAGAAGUCUUCUGGGGGCUUUGUCGCUGCCUGUAUCCGAAACUGUAAAAGACAGAGAAGGAAAAGAAAACUCUCUGGAAGAUAAGGAUGGCAGAAGAGAUGGGAAAGCAAGUAUAAAAGAACAACACUUUCCAAAUUUCAACAAAAAGUUAUCCUCUUCCUCCAGCGCUCUCCUACACAAAGACAUCAGCCAAGGGGACUCUGUUUCUACUGCCAACUUGUCAAUCACAGAACGGUUGGUACCGGGUCCUAAAAGUGGGAGAACCAAAUCAGUUGUGUUAAGUGAUUGCCAGGAACACCAGUGCCCCAACAAAUCCCUCUCCUCAAGGCAACAUUUAACUCAUGAUCCUGCAGUUAGCCUAACAGGAGAUCUACGAGGUAUGAAAAUCAAGGAAAAUGAGAAUCCUGGGGGCUUCGUGGCAGGGAAAAGCGCAUUGUCAGGAAGCAUCCUUUCUCAAAGCAAUCUGGAGAUUAAGAAGCUGGAAGGUAAUUGGGAUAUGGGCAAAGGUGCAACAUCCUUUUCCUUGUCAGAUGUCUCUACACUCUGUUCUGAUGUACCCGACUUACAUUCCACUGCGAUUCUCCAGGAGAAUGAAAUUUCCCAUCUUAUCGACAAUGUCAAUUUAACAAAUGAGAAUGAGCCAGGGAGUUCCAUCUCAGCUCUGAUUGGCCAGUUUGAUGAGACCAGUGAUCAGGCUAACCUCACAGUUAUUUCUCAUCCUCAGAGCCCCAGUGUGAUAUCUGGCCAUCCUCCCUUGCCCACCAUGGACCUAAAAAUGCCCUUCAAACAUGGCUUUUCCAAUGGAAAACCCAAGUCAUCCUUCCUGUGCUCAUCUCCUGAGCAGAUUGCACUCUCAGGGCCUGAGACCUCUGAAUGCUCAACACACACAGUUGUUUGUGAAACUAUCUGCACUCCUGUCUCUAAAACCAAACCAGAUGAUGACCAAGGGAAGGCCAAGACAGGGGCCAUGGAAAGCAGCCUGACUGGGUCCUCUAAUACUUCUCACUGCUGGUUACCAAAAAGCCCCACCCAUGGAAAAGGCUGGGAAAUGCUGAAGAACCACAGUCCUGCCACUUCCACUGACUUGACACUGGAAGAUGUAAUAGCUUAUCCUACUCUUGGUUUAAAUUCUGGGGGGAGCAGUCUUGUGGAAGUGGAUGGAGACUCAGAAAAUCUGUCUGUAACAACCUAUGAAUUUAGGAGAGAGGGCACAAGUCACCUUCCUUCUCCUUUAAAACUGAAGUACAGUCAGGAUGCGGUGGAACAUUUUCAAAGAGGUUUGAGAAAUGGCUACUGUAAAGAGACUCUUUAUUCUUCUGUCUCUGAAAUAUUCAACAAUAUUCAAGAUGUCAAAAAUCAAAAUAUUUCUUGUCUAGCCUAUCAGGGUGCUGGUUUUAUGCAUAACCCUUUCUCAAAUUCAGAUGCAAAAAUGAACCAGAUCUCCGAGCCUCUGUCUAGUGUUCAAGACAUGCAUGUUCCUGCCCCUGAGCAGUCCACACACCCUCCUCUGCCUGCUCUGAAGCUGCCCAGUCCUUGCAAGUCCAAAAGUUUGGGGGACUUGACAUCAGAGGACAUCGCCUGCAAUUUUGAAAGCAAGUACCAGUGUAUUAGUAAGAGUUUUGUUACAACUGGUAUCAGAGACAAGAAGGGCGUGACUGUGAAAACAAAGUCUUUAGAGCCUAUAGAUGCCCUAACCGAGCAGCUGCGGAAGCUUGUGUCCUUUGACCAGGAAGACAGCUGCCAAGUGCUGUAUUCCAAGCAGGAUGCCAAUCAGUUUCCCAGGGCGCUAGUCAGAAAGUUGUCAUCCAGAAGUCAGAGCAGAGUGCGCAAUAUUGCCAGUCGUGCCAAGGAAAAGCAGGAAGCCAACAAGCAGAAAAGUGUGAACCCCAGCACUGUGGGAGGAGUGGUUCUUCGAAGCAAACCCUGCGCUCCGGCACCUCCGGGGAACCGGCACUCCACCGGCUCCUACAUCGCUGGCUAUCUGCGGAGCGCCAAGGGCAGUGGCACUGAAGGCCGUGGCAUCCCUGAGGGCGCAUGCGCUGCCCUGCGCUCUGGCCAUGCCGAUCAGUUUUGUUCACAUCCUUCCAUUUUGCAGACCCAGCCGAGCAGUGAGGAUAAACCAGAAAUAUAUUUUCUUUUGAGACUGUGAAUUUCUGCAUUUUCAAUGUUUACAAGGUAUUCUGUAGAUUGUCUGAGUUUUCAGUUUUUCAGUAAAAAUGUUCCUUGGCUUUGAGAUUUUAUAGUGUAUUUUUAAACUUGUAUUUCUGUCUCCCUUUGACUCCGUGUGUUCUUGUUUAUGCAUUUGUAUAUAGAUUCGGGUGACCUUUCCCACAUACCUAUGCUCUUUCUCCUCUGAGGUGUAAACUCUUACUGGUAUGAUGUAUGUGCAUGCCCUAGAUGUGAAACUUCUCAGCAGCUUGGGUUCUAAUGUCCAUGUUUCCCCAAGAUGCUCUUUACUCUGUGUCCUCAGAUCACAGUCACAAAUGUCAUCAUUCUUACUCUCUAUUGAGUUGAGAUUUUACAAAGGACAAAGGGAUGAGUUCUUUAUUUUAAAGCCAUUAUCAUCCUUCCUGGUUUUCCUUCUUUAUUGAGAAGCCCAGACGCAUUUUUGUAACUCAGUUAAAAUAUUAAAAUAGUUACCUUACCUUUUAAGAUUUCUCUACCCCAUCCAGAAGGAGAGUUCAAAGGAGAUUGGUAGCUGCUUCCCCUACACCCUCUCAUUUUAGAGCAGGCUGUGAAGUUGUGAAGAAUAGAGCAAACUUAUGUAUAUAAGGACAAAAUUGUUUGUUUUACAUAGAUUUUGUUACAUAUUUUUGCUAAUGGCUUUGUAUGUAACAAGAACACAGUUGCCAAGCUAUUUGUUGUACUUUUGAAUUUCCUGAUUAAAUUAUAGACUGCAGAUAAUGGCUUUCAGAAUGAGGGACUUCCAGCAGAUGCUAACAAUAACUGUAGCACAAAUUGAGAACUUCCCAAAGCUUUCAAGAAAAAAAAAUUUUUUUUUUCUCAUAAUAAAACUCAAGUGAAUAGAUAAUUAGAAGAAACCCUUUCCCUUCAGGGAGCCAAGUUACUAUAUUUUAGUACCAACAUACAUUAUUUUCACUGUGAAUCCAUUUUUUUAUUGCAUGUUCAGAUGUCCCUCUUUGCUUUUUUGUAACAUUAACUGCAAUGAUAUUCUUGGAAUUCAUGAAAAUAUAAUUAAAGGAGAUUUUUAAACACUUGCUGAUUUUUUUUUUUCAAUUGAAGUUCAUAUGAUGAUUGUUCAGUAAGGAACCUGGAGCACUCAGAAAUAUUUGCCUUUUCAUCUCUCUCCAGCAGAAGAGAUAACUUCUACAGGAGACAGUUUUAAGCCUUAUUUUAUGUCUUUGUUUUCACUGUGCUUUAAAGACCAUAUUUGUAAGGUGACUUGAAAAGAAAUGUAAUGAGUUUAUUUGCAUCUGAUGUUGUUACUAGUUUAAAAAUCCUUCCCAAAUCCUGUUCAGUAUGGGGCUGAGUGGGGCUGGCAAGACACUGUUUGGCAAAUAAGACCACCUGAAGCUCUGUUGUGUUGGGGGAGGGUGGGGAAAGAAAGCAAUUAGACCUUGUUUUCUCUCAGUUCCCAGCCCUGAACUUUUUCUCCAGUGAGGAUCUUCCUAUCUUUAGACAAGCACUGGGAUGCUGGCUGAGUAGGAGUAUAAUGGUAGAAGGAUUUUCUGUCCCUUAGUGAACCUGAGAUAUUUCAUCAUCUUGGUGGUUCUGAACCCACAAAGUUCUAUCCUUAGACCUUGGUUGGUUUUUAAAGUAUCCUCGGCUUAAAUUUACAUGGUGUAAAGUUGUUGGAAUUCAUUUGCAAAAAGGGAUAGAAUUUAUUGGCCUUUUAUAAUUUGACAGAAUCUGUAUUCUUAAAGAAAUCCAGGAGUUUACAUAUAGAUGUCAGCCCUGUCUCAAGGUGAUUUAAUAAUAACAUAAACAGUUGGUGCCAAGUGAUGGGUGAUCAGACCAAUCCCCCAGGUACCCAUGUGCCUGUCACUCAUGCGUAAAGUACUCCUGUACUGAUAGACUUAGGAAGAGAAGGGAAAGUGACUUCACAGUUACUAUUUGGGGGUGGCCUACUGGGGAAGAAGAGUCAAUAAAGCUUAAAUUUUACUUUAAGCUUUCAGCGCUCAGAUUAGACUUCUGAUCAGGGUUUCGGUUGUGUGGAGGAUGGAUCAGGAGCUCCCUCAAUCACAAGGAAAUCACACAGCUAGUGAGAUCUCAAGCAAGAUAUUAACAAGUUUUCUAAUUUUUCUAAGGUGUCCAGGAAGCCCCCAUUCUCUACAAGCCCUGUGGGCUUUCAAAGUUCUCUCACUUGACUCCUCUCUUAGAGGCUGGAUGGAAUAUUCUGAGGCUGAGCAGUGACAAGUGGCCAGGAGAGUUUCCUGUAGCAGAGGCAGUAUCCACAGAGGACAAAGUAAAGCUUCUUAACAUCAAUCUGGUCAAGUUGUAUUUCCUACUUAAAAUCCUUCAGUAGAUCCCUGUCACUUACAGAAUAAGGUUCCAUAGCCCUGCACACAAAUCUUCUUUGAUUUGGUACCCUUGUUUCUACAGCCUGGUCUCAUCUGCUUUGGAAUGCAUUUCCUCCUUUACCCACUACAUUUUCUAAGAUGUAUCUUGGACAUUCCUUUCCUCUAGAGAGCCUUCUCUGAUUGUCGCCUCCUCUUGUCUGGUUGUACCCAACUCAUUAAGAAUUCCUCAGUUUGGGAUUUCCCGUUGUGGCUCAAUGGGUUACAAACUUAGUAUCCAUGAGGAUGUGGGUUCGAUCACUGGCCUCAUUCAGUGGAUUAAGGAUCCAGCUUUGCUGCAAGCUGUGGUGUAGGUCGCAGAUGCGGCUUGGGUUCUGAGUUGGCAUGGCUGUGGCGUGGACCGGCACAGUGGCAUAGCAGCUAUGGUCUUAUGAAAUGUAUUUCUUAUCUAAUAAGACUUGAAAAUCAGAAUUACUCUUUGAUCCAUGAACUGCAGAAUGGAUGUUGAGUUAGCAGGUGUGAAAACAACCUGAAUCCAGACUGGUAAAACUUUCUCCAUAUUAGCAAUGAGGCUGUUUCACUUUCUUAUCAUUCACAUGUUUCUUCCUCUCUACAUUUUUUUUUCUUUUUUUUUUUAAAGUGGUGAAGUCCACCCUAGAAGGCAUUUACUUCCUGUGUGUCUAGGUUGUGUUAUACAACCCCUCCAGGCAGCCACCGGAGCCAAGAGCCUCUGGCUUAUAGUGCAGCAGUCUCUAUGUAUCAGUUGGGAAAUGUCCAAUAUAGGGACUGUCCGUGUGUGACAGUUGGCAGUGGCUGGGGUUUAAUCACCAUGGGGAUAUUUUGAAGAGCUAGAAGCACUGCAAAUGGUUGAUGACUGGGUGGAAUGAGCAACAGGGAUGACUGUAUCUAGGGUCAUAUACAAGCUGGUGCCUCUGUACUGGGUCCCUUGCACCAGUCAGAUUUACUUGCGUUCUGUUAUGAUGUCCUAGAUCUUGUAUGAGGACAAGAUGUAUCUCCUGUACUUCCUUAAGAAGGGAGAUGCAAGGUCAAUCCUUCCAAGUGUUAAUUGGUUUCAACUUCUAAACAAGAUUGAAAAGAGGAUUGGCAAACCAAGCCACAGCCUUCACGGCUGCAGCUGGUCCCAGGGUCAUAGCUGAUAGUCAUCAAUUCCCUCAUUUGUCACCCAUUCUAAUUUCUUUCACCUUCGGUCAACAUUUCAGCUGCUAUAGCUUACUCGCCUGGUAGGUUCACACAGUCCUUCCUCCCUGGUAGAUUUGAACCCUUGGUUGUUUUUCCUUUGUCAGUCAAUAGUUGUCUUCAGGGUCUACUUACAAGUACAACUGAGCACAGAAUCACCAAAGGGGACUCAGUGAAUCCUAUAAUCCAGAUGUACUGGUAUUUGACCCCAUUGUGUAGCAACAACCUCACCUUCUUAUGACAAUCAGUGUCAAUUAAACCAGUCAGAGUAAUUCUUUUCUUAUACACUGACAUGAGGAGUUCAAAGUAGUUCAGCUUCCAGUUCAGUGACACUUAAUGUGUUUUCUAGGAAAUAAUGCUCCCCCUGGGAAUCAGCAUGUCUAAUCCAGCAGAAAUAAGACUAGAAACAGCACAAAUUAUGCAAGUGGAUCAUUAAAAGUGAUAGUGAGAUAGGCUGAUUAUGUUUCUACCCCUGGGUUCCUGAAGCCCCUGCUUUUGGAUACGUGUACAGGAGCUUAGCCUGUCACCAUGGCCACUUCAUUCAUUAGCCUAUUGUGCAAGCAGUAAAUAGACCAAGGAGAGAAGCUAACUUAUACCCAAAAAAUAGGUCAUUCUAUCUACCUGGUUGUUGAGAUCCUCUCUGUGGCUAUGCCUGUUCUUUCGGAGUCACUCCUGAGAGACUGUAAUCUGGUGGUGAUCCAUUUCUGUGGAAUCCAAUAUAGCAUGCAAACUGUCUUUGAACUGAAGAAGAUCUUUCUUUCUUCAUUUGUUGUUUAUAGGGAAUUUCCCAUGAGACCACAGUAGUGAGCCGAGAGACUGGCACCAGUGCAACAGAGCCAGGUGAUUUGGCAGACUAGGCCAACAAAUUACAUUUUUUGCAUCUUCUGGACUACUUGAGUUGUGUCCUAACUAUUCCACUUCCUUCAUGCAAUAGUUUGUUUCAUGUCUCUCAGCCUUUUUUCUGAGAGUUUCUGUUAACACUAAGCUUGUGAUAGGCAACUCCAGUUGCACAGUUACUUGGUGUACCAUUGUCAGGCUCUCAGUCUUUACUUCAGAGGUUAUGUCCCUUCAUGUUCCAGACCACUGGUCCCCUAAAACUUUCACCGAUGUUGCAUGCCCCUUGAUCAUCAAGGACCUAACUUCCUACCCUCUGACAUAUAUGUGUUUAAUAGGGCAUUGAAAUUACUGGACCUGUUCUCCUCAUUAGGUCCAAUUAGUAAAAUGUCAAUCAGUAUAGAAAGGCUAGCAUGAUGCACUGUGGAAUAGGAAGAUGAUGGAGAUCACUAAAGAAAAGACCAUGACAGACAGUGGAAAAUUAACACAUAACCAGAGCAAGUACACCAAAGACUUACUGAUGGCCUUGCAAUGUAAAGAUGAUCUGCUUUUGAUCCUCUCUAUUGAUGAGAAUCAGGAAUAAAGCAUUUAGCCAAACAAUAGCCAUAAAUGAAGUGCCAGGUGUUGAGUUAAUUUGCUCCAAUAAAAUUCAGAUCUAGCAUGGAAACUAUAAUUGGGGAUAUUAUUUUAAGUUUAUAGUGGUGCACUGGCACCCACCAUGAUCUAUGUGAUUUUUUUUUUUUUGGCAGAGGCCAGGGAGGUAAAAUAACAAGGUGUAUUACGGGAAUUACCAUCCCUGAAUCUUUUAAGUCUUUGUUGGUACUGAUUUCUGCAGUUCCUCCUGGGAGGUGAUAUUGCUUCUCAUUUACUUUCUAGGCCUGGAAAGAAGAGGCAGUGCACGUUUUAAAAGUCAUAAUUCAUAGGUCUGUAAACCAAGGGUCAGCUUAUAAGUAUAUCUAUACCAUUAGGCACUCAGAGACUAGAGAAAUAGCCACUGAGUGGGUUCUUGGAAACUCCCUGGUCAGUGAUAGUGGCAGUGGCUGUAGUAGUCAGGACACAAAACUGUGGAUCACGUGUGAUGUGUGCUGUGGCUGAUGGAGGUGGAAACCAAGGGAAAUAGCCAUGGUGGUUGUGUUGGCCGAGCCAAGCAGGGAUAGGGUAUGAAUUGGGUUCUGGUCAGUCCUGUAGUAUAUUCGUCAGGUUAUUUAAACACCUAUAGAAGGUCUACUGAUAAGAGGUUUAAUCCUAAGACCUAGAAGUUAAAAAAGACAAAAGGGGAGUUCCCGUCAUGGCUCAGUAGUUAAUGAACCUGACUAGCAUUCAUGAGGAUGUGGGUUCGAUCCCUGGCCUCGCUCAGUGGGUUAAGGAUCUGGCGUGGCAUUGCCAUGAGCUGUGGUUUAGGUUGCAGAUGUGGCUUGAAUCCUGUGUUUCUGUGGCUGUGGUGUAAGCCAGCAGCUGUAGCUCAAAUUUGACCCCUAGCCUGGGAACCUCCAUAUGCUGCCGGUGCGGCCCU
Molecule: messenger RNA, 15717 nt
Organism: Sus scrofa (pig)
Lineage: Eukaryota; Metazoa; Chordata; Mammalia; Artiodactyla; Suidae
Source: RefSeq, a predicted model, not a curated record